This is a messenger RNA of Magallana angulata, 609 nucleotides long. RefSeq lists its product as uncharacterized. Bases 50 to 535 code for a protein of 161 amino acids. Lineage: Eukaryota; Metazoa; Mollusca; Bivalvia; Ostreida; Ostreidae. The record is from RefSeq and is a predicted model, not a curated record. The transcript has 3 exons.
ACGGUGCACCCAGAGAUCUCCCCAACAAUAUCGGUCAGUAGGCUGCAAAAUGGGAGGAAUUCUAUGUUUCGUAUUUUGUGCUUUACUUUACACAGUUUCUGUUGACGCUGCUUUUGGCAACUGUGAUAUUGAUAGUAAUUGUCCCGAUAAUGCCCAAUGUGACUCACCGGAAUGUGAGUGUCAGGAAGGCUUUGAUGAGAUCGACUUGCCGGGUAUUACAAUAGAUGGCCAAGCAGCGACAGUCUGUAUAGAUUUGGGCAUCUGCAGUCCAUUUGACAACGAAGUAGAUGACUGCGGAGAAAAUGGACAAUGUGCCAUUAUCCAGGAUGAACAUGGAUUAUAUAAAGCUGUCUGUAAAUGCGAGUAUGGAUAUAACGGCAAAUUCUGCGACGAAGUAAUCAAAACUACCAUAACACCAUAUUCAACGGCUGGCACGACCAAGAAGCCUAAACCGUGGAUUCUUCUUGGAGGAGGAGCAAUUCUGCUUGCUGUUCUCGCCGGAGGAGCUGCAGUCGCGGCGUCCUCAUAUGGCUAAUUGUCCUCAAGGUCCUCAAGAUCCUCAACAAAUGAUUCUGAUAAUGUCACGACUGGAAAUUAUUUUGAAUAAAU